Molecule: messenger RNA, 1902 nt
Organism: Coccomyxa subellipsoidea C-169
Lineage: Eukaryota; Viridiplantae; Chlorophyta; Trebouxiophyceae; Coccomyxaceae
Exons: 6
Coding region: 1-1902 (633 amino acids)
Source: RefSeq, a predicted model, not a curated record
AUGGCCUUCCUCGGACGAUCUGAGCCGGCAGGCCUGGCAGGGUCUGACCUUCUGCAACGCGAACGCCAAAGCAGCCCCUCCGUGCAGCGCUCUGAUGCAGCCAGAAGUAUUGCCUCCAACAGCCUGUCGGCCAGAACAAUCUCACAGGACAGUGUGGGCAGGCCCAUUUUCAACAGCAAGCUGGCCUCGAACCUGGAGCAGACAGUAUCAUUGGACGCCGUAAUCAACAGCCUAUGGCGCGUAGGAUCACAGGCGGGCGCUUCAGCGCGUGCUGCAGCGCCGGUCGUUGACGCUCCCAGGCGUGCUGUUGGGCUGGCAUCCAGCGACAGCACGCCAAAGCCUGGACCGCAGAACCGCGCGCUGAGCAGCCCUCGCUUUCUGGCCGCCUGCUGCACGCCCCUGCAGCCGUCUGCAGCCGCCUGCUUGCCCAGCACCUCUGGUAGCUCCGCGGAGGCCACACCAGCUCAAGCUGCGACCGAAGGGCCGGCAACAGUGAGGACACAGGCCAUUUACACAGCAGCCUCAGGGGCAGAGAAUAUUGUGUCAUCUUCAGCGAAGCAUUCAGCACAGCUCAAGCGCAGCCGUGCAGCAUUUGAGACGAAGUCACCAGGUGUUCUGCAGGACAUGACGUCCUCACCGGCUCCUUCCAGACCAAAGCAGCAUGGCCUUCCAACAGUCACCAAGGUGGCAGGCAGGUCUCCGCAGAAAGGCACUGCAGCGAAUGCUCUGGGCAGCCUGAGAGCCCAGCUGCAAGCUGCAGCGAGGCAGACGGCAGCCGCCGCAGCCGAUGAAGCUGAGUGCAGCAGCGCUCAGGCGCCGGAGGACGAUGCAGAGCAUGACGUAAGCAAAGAGCUGCGCCGCGCGAUUGCUGCGUGCAACAGGCUGCGCGAUGAGAUGGAGAACAUGGCCGUGUGGGGGCCGGCAGUGGGGAACCUGGCCGCAGCUGUGGAACUGGAGGAGCCAGAAGAGGCAACGCCGGCACCUGCUGCACCACUGCGCAUGCGCCGGGUCAGCUUCAAUCUGCCGGAGCCACCGCUCAAGCCCAAGGUCAGCACCGCUCCUGCCAGCACCUGCUUUGCGAGCGUCUCUCCGAGAAAGGUGGCGCCGUGGUCCCGGCAGCAGCAGCCGGCGCUGUCGAAGAGGAGGCCAGGCAGCCAGUCGCCGCACAAGCCCUUGAGAGGGUCGCGCCUGCCGGGCAGCCCCCACCACUGCUGGGCUCGCCCCUCUGCCCAGGCCACGCUGCACACCGCACCCCCGCACCUGCCCGCAGCAAGCCACCCCGCCAGGCCCCCACAAGAUGCCAGGGAUGAUCACGAGGCGGAGGAGGAAGAGGCGGGACUGCUGAACCUGGUGCGGCGCCUGUCCUAUGAGCGGCCUGCGCGGCUCCACAAGCGAGCGCGCCUGUCCCCUGGCACCCCAGUGCCGGCCAAGCUGGCGCCGGCGGCGGACAUGGUGGAGCAGGAAUUGAGGGAGGCGUUCAUGAACAGCAGCCUGGCGCAGCACUGGCUGGCGGGCGAGGAGUGGGCCGCCCUCGACUACAACGGCCUCGUGCUCAGCCACACCGCCGCCUCCGCACACCACGCCAAACACCGGGAGGUGUUGGAGCGCAUGACAGCGAGCAAGGGGCAGGAAGCUGCCGAGCAGCUGAUAGAGCAGCUGGACAGGGAGUGGCAGCAGCUGCGGUCCAUCCGGCAGCGCUAUGCUUCAGUACCCACUGCAGCGCAGGGCGCGGGAGGCUGCGGCAGCACAGAGCCCCGGCAGACGCCGGCGAAGAGCAUACUCAAACGGCGCUCGCUGGGAGCCCUGCGAGAAAUCCUGAGCCAGAUGCCUGUCUGCGAGGCGGAGGCCGGCUCAGCUUCUCAGGCAGGGGACAACAUGAAGGCACUCAUGAGUAUGGCUUGA